AUGGUAUAGUAUAGUACCCCCUACAUUUGCUAGCUAGCUUACAUUUUUUCUCUACUAAUGAAAAUUGAUUUUAUGCUACACUUGAGUUUGUAGUUCCUACAAAUAUGAGCACUUACUCUCUUAGAGCCCACAAAUCUUUCCUAGUUGUUAUUUUCUUCACGGUAUUUUCUAUUGGUUGGUGCCUUAGAGUGAUCCCAAAUCAUGAUAAGGUAAUGCACUUACAAGAAGAGAGAACAACAAUUAUAGACAAAAAGGAAGGAGCAAGAGAAGGUAGCAAUGUAAUGGAACUCUAUCCAACCGGUUCCACCAUACCAGAUUGUUCCCAUGCAUGUGGACCAUGUUCACCCUGCAAGAGAGUCAUGGUAGGUUACAACAAAUGUUCUAUGGCAGAGUCUUGUCCUAUGGUUUACAGAUGUAUUUGUAAAGGAAAAUACUACCAUGUUCCCUCGAAUUGAUCGAUCGAUGAUCAUAGUUAUUAAUUUUUGUUAGAAGUUUAGGAGCAUUGUUGUUAUUCUGAAGGUGAUGAUGAAGUUUGGGUAUUUUUACCAUUUGGAGCUACUUAGAUUUGUUAGGCAUUGUUGUUUAAACAAAGGGAAACUUUUUUAUCA
Messenger RNA from Medicago truncatula (barrel medic), 608 nucleotides. Its product is annotated as protein EPIDERMAL PATTERNING FACTOR 2. Bases 105 to 455 code for a protein of 116 amino acids. Gene Ontology annotation, biological process: guard cell differentiation; stomatal complex development. The transcript is spliced from 3 exons. NCBI's taxonomy places the organism in Eukaryota, Viridiplantae, Streptophyta, Magnoliopsida, Fabales, Fabaceae. The record is from RefSeq and is a predicted model, not a curated record.